CAACUCCAGUGCUAGGCCCAAGCCGAAAGGAUAAUUCUGCCUUUGGAUUACAAUAUUGUGUGUGGAACAACAUGAAAAAUUUCGUUUUGUGCCUGGUCGCCACGGCGCUGAUGUGCCUGGUUGAGGCGGCACCGCAGCGGGCCGAGGAGCCCAUUGCGAUCAUCAGCCAGGAGUCCAACAUCGAACCAGAUGGUUCCUACAAUUAUGCCUAUGAGACGGCCAACGGAAUCAAGGCCGAAGAAACGGGCACCCUGAAGAAGGCUACCUCCCCGGACAGCAGCGACGUGAUUAUCGCCAGGGGCUCUGUCUCCUACACCUCGCCGGAAGGAAAUCUGAUUACCCUGAACUACUCGGCCGAUGAUGAGAACGGUUUCCAGCCACAGGGCGACCAUUUGCCGACUCCGCCACCAAUCCCGCCAGCGAUCCAGAAGGCCCUCGACUAUCUGCUGAGUCUGCCGCCAGCCAAGCGCCGUUAAGGCGCUUCCUCUGGAUGACUCCUUCCAGUCCGACCCAUGCCAACAUUCUGACCCUGAUAUACUCUACGGUCGAUGUGAUGCUGCUCUGUUGCUGUUACCACAAUAUGCUCGUACACCCCAUUAUCUGCUCUCCCCCCACUAUCUAGACAAUCACACAAGGGCUGAAGCCUCCCCAGGAGGUUGUUAGUGGAUUUGACUGAAGAACACAAUCUCAAACGGAAUUGAGGGACAUGACACGAUACACACACACACACACACAACCAAUACAUUGACUCUAUUACUUCAUUUUGUCUGCUAUCUUGCUUUCUUCCACUUUCACUUUGACACGAAUUUCUUCAGAUCUUUUAGUCGCCGGAACUUUGCCAUUUUCGGACUCAUGUGAUAUCGUCGAUUUAUCAAUGAAAUGAAAGAAAAUGUAAAAAAAAAACAUACAAGAAAUAAUAUACAGGAACACUAAUUAUCCACAGCAAACUUUGUGUAAAUAGUCUGUAAAUUAGGAACAUUUACACAUUAUAUAUAAGCGAUGACGUCGACGAAGACGAUGGCCAGCCACCCGAACCAGCUUAUGGGACGGGUUAGCGUUCCCGUCCGUUCGCGUCGGAAAUUAUGUAAACACUUGAGAAGACCUACAUAUAAAAAAAUUCGUUAGGCUUAGCUGCAAAUAAAGAACUAAGGAUUCUUUCGAAAAA
Molecule: messenger RNA, 1165 nt
Organism: Drosophila persimilis
Lineage: Eukaryota; Metazoa; Arthropoda; Insecta; Diptera; Drosophilidae
Gene: Cpr49Ae
Product: endocuticle structural glycoprotein ABD-4
Exons: 3
Coding region: 72-476 (134 amino acids)
Cellular component (GO): chitin-based extracellular matrix
Molecular function (GO): structural constituent of chitin-based larval cuticle
Source: RefSeq, a predicted model, not a curated record